GCUGAAAUUAAUGAAGUUUUAGUUAUAAUUUCUAGCACAAGUUUCUUUUCAAGAAACAUGGUUGUGCUAGUGAUUGUUGUGUGCGUCCUUUCGUGUGCUGUAGUGCUUCAUCUCUUCCUGUGGCUCCACCGACCCCUCCUGAACUUCGCCUCGGCGGCCCACCGCGCGGGGCGCCGAGCCCGGGUGCUGGUGGUCACGGCGCACCCCGAUGACGAGUGUAUGUUCUUCGCGCCGACCCUGCUGGAGACACUGCGGCUGGGACAUCAGGUCUUCCUGCUGUGUCUGUCAACAGGUAACUUUGAGAAGAAGGGCGCCACCCGGCGACGUGAACUGUUGGAGAGUGCAGCAGUCCUGGGGAUCCCAGCUGACAAUGUCACUGUUGUGGACAAUCCUGAUCUUCCUGAUGACAUCAGCACAGCCUGGGACACCAAACUGGUCGCAGAGAAGAUUUUGGAGCAUGUCAUCGACACAUCUGCAAAUGUGGUCAUAACCUUUGACCAGUAUGGGGUCAGCGGUCACAAGAACCACAGCAGCCUGUUCCAUGGGGUCAACAACCUGAUGAAGAGGGGACACAUGCCUGACAAUGUACUGGUCUAUGUUCUUGAGAGUGUGAACCUCAUGAGAAAGUACACCUCAGUCCUAGACGUCCUACCCAGCAUCCUCAGCUCUGCUAAUACCCUGUUCCUGUCUGGAUACCCAGCAAUACUGAAGGCUCAGCGUGCGAUGUGCACCCACAGGUCACAGCUCGUCUGGUUUCGAUGGCUGUACAUUGCCUUCUCAAGAUACAUGGUCAUCAACACACUCAGGCCGCUGGGCAGAUAGCACCGGUCCAAACUGGUUUUAACCAGUCCUCUUAACUGUGCUUUGCCUAGAUCCUAAAAGCUCAUGGUCAUCAGCUACCUCAGGCCUUUGGUCAAAUAGUACCAGUCCAAACAAGUUUCAACCAGAUAAAGCUAGUUCUCUAGGUUUGUACACUGCAUCAACCCCAGGCAUUGGGUCAAAUGGCACCAGUCCAAACUGGUUUCAACCAGAUUAAACUGGUUCUGCUGGGUGUAUAUUGCUCAAGGUACAUUGUUAUCAACAGCCACAGACCUCAACCUUAGAUAGUACCAGUUCAACUGGUUUUACCAGAUUUUACUGGUUUCAGCCAGACUGUACCAGUUCAAAACAGUUUUGAGUGGACUCAACUGUUUCUAGCAUAAACCCUACAGAUACCCAGAGAGACAUUUGACAAGGUAAAAGAAGACAUUGACACUUGCUUGUCUAUGAAUUAUAGAUCUCUUUGAUGUAGUAUUGAAUAAAAUAAUCAUAUCAAGGAGUUUCAAAUUCAUUGCUUAUGUUGAGACCAAAA
Branchiostoma floridae (Florida lancelet) is the source of this 1351-nucleotide messenger RNA. Its product is annotated as N-acetylglucosaminyl-phosphatidylinositol de-N-acetylase-like. Gene Ontology annotation, biological process: GPI anchor biosynthetic process. Gene Ontology annotation, cellular component: endoplasmic reticulum. The record is from RefSeq and is a predicted model, not a curated record. The transcript is spliced from 6 exons. The coding region runs from base 58 to 822 and encodes 254 amino acids. Lineage: Eukaryota; Metazoa; Chordata; Leptocardii; Amphioxiformes; Branchiostomatidae. Gene Ontology annotation, molecular function: N-acetylglucosaminylphosphatidylinositol deacetylase activity.